UAAAGCGUCUUAGCCAAAUGAGAUAUAUGGCCCCAAACCAAUGUAUGUGAAUAAUGUGCUCUCAUUUAUUUUCUUAAGGGUUUCUCACUGCCUCCAUCUCUUCCACCGACACACUGUCGCUGCCCAUCGGCUCCACCACAGUCCUCCACUCCUCCCCUGAUAUCAACAGUUCUUUGGCUGUACAUUUUUUAAGCUUGUGGCAUCUCACAUAGCAAAAUCGCAGGCAUGGAUCAAGUGGCGACUACAAUUGCUAGUGAAGUAGUGGUACCAACUGGUCGAGUUCUUUGUACCUUUAUCUAUUCUAUGAUCAAGGACAUUGUCAAAUUCCAAUCAAACCUUGAUGGUUUGAAAGAGAAGAUGGAAGAUCUGUUGGCUGUCAAAGAUGGAGUGAAAAUUGAAACUGAAUUAGCAGAGAACGAUGGAAAAGAGGUGAAACCUCUAGUUACAAAGUGGCUUGAUGACGUUCAAAAGCUUGAGGUUGAAGUCAAUAAAAUUCAAGAUGUAAAGCUUUCUCCAAGGUCCUUGAAUUGCAUUAAACGGUAUAGCAUAAGCAGGAAAGUGGCAGAAAAGCUCAAAGAUAUAGAAGAGCUCCGAAAAGCAGGGAUUUCACACUCUGCAGAUGGUGUGGCUUUCAAUCAUCCAAGGCCCAAAGCAGUGGAGCACAUUCCUGGACCAACAAUUCAAGAUCAUCAAACAACAUCUUCAAAGACUUUAACCGAAAUUAGGACUAAGUUGUCUGAUGAUAAAGUCCGGAGGCUCGGUAUUUGGGGUUUGGGAGGAGUGGGCAAGACCACUUUGGUAAGAACCUUGAACAAUAACCUCAACAAUAUUUCUUCAAUGGAGUCUUUUGGCAUCGUCAUAUGGGUUACUGUUUCCAAGGAUUUGGACAUGAAAAAUGUCCAAACUCGAAUAGCUAAAAGAUUGAAUUUGGAGGUGAAAAUGGAAGAAAGCCCGGAGCAAAUAGCUAUUCAACUUUAUCAAAGACUUCAGAAGGAAAGAAAAUUUCUGCUCAUUCUAGAUGAUGUGUGGGAGAAAAUUGAUUUAGACAAAUUGGGUGUCCCACAGCCUGAAGAUCAUAAGGGUUCUAAGAUCUUAUUGACAACUCGAUCUUUUGACGUUUGUAGGCACAUGAGCACAGUUGAUGAUGUUAAAGUGGCUGUUUUAAAUGCAGAAGAAUCUUGGCAAUUGUUCAGUAGAAAUGCAGGGAGUGUGGCCAGUUUAGAACACAUUAAACCAUCUGCGGAAGCAAUUGUUAGAGAAUGUUGCGGAUUGCCUUUGGCCCUCGUCGCCAUGGGAGUUGCUAUGAAUAAAAAGACAAAGGUCGAACAAUGGAGGCAUGCCUUAAAUGAAUUGCAAAGACCAGUAUCUUGUCCAUCACACAUCAAGAAAAUCUAUACGAAAUUGAAGUAUACUUACGACUCAUUAGAAGGUAAACAAAUGAAACAUUGUUUCUUGUUUUGCUCUUUGUUUCCUGAGGACUUCUCAAUUGCAAUAAGUGAACUUGCACAAUGCUGGUUGGCAGAAGGUUUGCUAGAUGAGCAAGAAAACUAUGAAGAUUCAUUCGAUGGAGUAAUUAAUUUGAUUGAAAAUCUGAAAUACUCUUGUUUGCUGGAAGAUGGUGCCCACGAGGACACUGUAAAGAUGCAUGACGUUAUUCGUGAUGUUGCUAUAUGGAUUGCAUCUUCCUCUGAGGAUGGAUGUAAAUCCCUAAUUCAUUCAGGAAUGGGCUUAAGCGAGAUAUCAGAUGUUGAGUUAUCUGAUAAUUCUCUCAAAAGAGUUUCAUUUAUGAAUAACAAGAUAGUAAGGUUGCCAGAUCGUGUGUUACAAUGUUCAAAUGCCUCUACUUUAAUACUACAAGGUAAUCGAGAUCUUGACAUGGUUCCUGAGAAAUUCCUACAAGGAUUUGAAUCACUCAAGGUCCUGAAUAUGAGUGGAACAUACAUCAACUCAUUGCCUCUUUCUCUACUUCAACUUGGUGAACUUCGUGCCCUCCUCUUAAGGGAUUGUCGCAAUCUUAAAAAAUUACCCCCACUCGAAGGGUUUUGUAGACUUCAAGUGCUAGACCUCUCUCUCACUUGUAUCAAAGAAUUGCCAAGAGGGAUGGAAAACUUGAACAGCUUGAAGCAACUAAACCUAUCCUACACUCGCUACCUAAAAUCCAUUCAAGGUGGAAUUAUAUCUCAGUUGUCUUGUUUAGAGGUUUUGGACAUGACAGGCAGUGUUUAUUGUUUCAGGAUGAAGGGAGAUGUACCGGAGUACAUGGCAUGUUUUGAAGAGCUAAAAUGCAUUGAGCGAUUAUGCGUCCUCCACAUCAACUUGAAUAGAAUCCCAAAUUUUAGCAAUGAAGAUCUUUCCUUUAUAAAUAGAUUAAGACAAUUCCACUUUUUCAUCGACGAACGCACCCGGAUUAAUGUAUUUGGACACGUGGACGCUCUUUACCACAUUUUGUUGCCGCGUAGACGUGGAAAAAGGGAGGUGACUAUCAAGUCGUUUAAUCUUCCUUCAGAAGAAGUACUGAUUGGGCCAUUGUUUAGUACUGCAAAUGAUCUCAGGUUAGAUCAUUGUACGGGACUGGGUGAUAUGCUAGAAGACUUGGUCAUCAAGAGUGUUGUCUGCUUUGCUGGUUUAAAAUCUCUUACUAUUCAGAGUUGUAGCGGCGGUGUAUGGCAAGGAGGAUGUGUAGCCCAACAUGAUCUACUACCAAACCUAGAAGAACUUUGUCUCCGACGCCUGAAUUACGGAAAAAGCAUUUUGGAAGUGCUUGGCCAUCUUGGGUCGAGAUUUCUUGAACUAAAAAAAAUAAGUGUGGAGUAUUGUUCUAAAAUGGAAUAUCUUUUUUCUUGUGGUCACUUCAUUCACGCCCUGCCAAAGCUAGAAGUACUCAAGGUACAGUACUGUGACAAGUUAGGUGAGCUCUUUAUUUAUGAUUCCGUGCAAAAUAUUGCUCCAGAUCCUGUUGUUCCAAGCCUACGGAUAUUGGAAUUGAAGUGCCUUCCUGAAUUAAGGACUCUUUGCCAAGACGAAGAGAUAUGGCCGCAUCUAGAGCAGGUUCACGUGGUCGAGUGCAAUCUUGUUGGGAAGCUGCCUCUUACUGACCAAAAUGCAGAAAACAUGAAAGAAAUAAAAGGAGAAUCUCAAUGGUGGAACACAUUGAAGUGGCAUGCUGACACAACCCAAUCAAGUUUGAUGCCGUAUUUCCAUCCAAUUUGAGGAGGCAUUUCAGAAACCAGGCAAGGAGCGUGUGGGAUAGUGGGAGAAGUAUCGUAUAGUGCUUUGAAAGUUGUGAGUGGGUGAGGUGUUCCAUUUUUUUUUUCUUUUCUUUUCUUUUGUGCAUUUGAGUUUGUAUUAUGUUUGAGUGUAUAAUAAUUUAUUGUUUGGCUUGUCUGUGAGAAUUGUCGUAUAUUUAUG
This is a messenger RNA of Corylus avellana, 3408 nucleotides long. The record is from RefSeq and is a predicted model, not a curated record. NCBI's taxonomy places the organism in Eukaryota, Viridiplantae, Streptophyta, Magnoliopsida, Fagales, Betulaceae.